AUGGGUUUUUCCAAGAAGACUGAAGGCAUGAUCGUUGAGUCCGAAGCCAAGAAACGAAUUCUGUUAGCCGGAAUCACGUUACGUGCUUCGUUGAAACCCAUAUUUACCAAGCAGCAGACUGAGGAAGAUGACGAAAAUUCGAGAAACACAACACCAACAUACGAGGAAUCAAGAACCUCCAGUAUAUUUCGGUGUCCGCCUGCUCCAAGGAAGCGAAAGGCUAAACCUAUAUGUUAUUAUGGCGGUGUCAGAGAGUAUUUUGCUACUCCACCGGACUUAGAAUCAGUAUUUAUUCGUCGUGCUGAAAAGGCCUGA
Molecule: messenger RNA, 315 nt
Organism: Daucus carota subsp. sativus
Lineage: Eukaryota; Viridiplantae; Streptophyta; Magnoliopsida; Apiales; Apiaceae
Product: cyclin-dependent protein kinase inhibitor SMR6-like
Exons: 1
Coding region: 1-315 (104 amino acids)
Source: RefSeq, a predicted model, not a curated record